AUGUCGAAAGUAGCUACAAAUUUCAUAGAUCAGUAUAAAUUAACUCCUCAAAUGAGUAUAGCUAAGCUUAGUACUUAUUCUGAAAAAAUAUGUAAAGAGUUAAAAGAUUAUAAAGCUCGUGAUCAUGCUCGAAAUAGAAUCCAGAAGUUAGGAUUUAGCAGAGAUCAGACAUAUGCUUUAAUUCCUAUACAAACUUCCGGAAGGCGU
Acaulospora colombiana is the source of this 207-nucleotide messenger RNA. Lineage: Eukaryota; Fungi; Glomeromycota; Glomeromycetes; Diversisporales; Acaulosporaceae. The record is from the annotation of a GenBank genome assembly.